UUUUACCACUUAUAUUGUAAAUAAAUAUGUUGCACGCCGUGCAAAAAUAGACAAUAUUUUUAUAAAUAACGGGGAGAAACACAGAUUAAAACAAGUAUAUGUACAGUGUUAGUAAUCGUACAAUUGCACAAUCAUAAGAAAAUGGUUAAACCAAUACCUGAUCGCUGGCUUGAUUAUCAACCUAUUGGCCAGCGCAUUCCCUCUACACGUUUUAUUGCAUUCAAAGUUCCGCUGCAUCAGAAUAUCAAUGAGACUGUCGAUGAGCAGCAGCGUCUGGCGCCACAAUCUCUGCUCGAGUCUGUACCGAAUUUGGGCCUCAUCGUCGACUUGACCAACACCAAUCGAUACUACAAUCCGCAGGCAUUCACGGAUUACAAUGUGCAGCAUCAGAAGCUAAUGAUACCUGGACAUCAAACGCCUCCAGCUGCGCUGGCAAAGAGAUUUUGCCACUAUGUGGCGAAUUUUCUAGAGGCAAAUGCAGAUAAUGAUAAACUGAUUGGAGUACACUGCACACACGGCGUCAAUCGGACUGGUUAUCUGAUCUGUUACUUUAUGAUCACACAGAUGAAUAUGGCACCUAAAUUGGCCAUUCAAACAUUUGCGGAUGCGCGUGGCCAUAAAAUUGAACGCGACAAUUACACGAGUUCGUUGCUGCAACUGAUUGCGAAGGAAGCGAAUCAGACGAAUCAGAAUUGGCCGAGGCAAUUUCAAAAAACGAAGGAUGAUCAACAUGAUGAUAAUAGAUCAGGAAGUUGGCGCAACGAUCAAAGAAGUUGGCAGAAACAUCUGGAGCAUGAUCGACUGCAUAGGCAACAAAGAGAACAGAACGUACAGCAAAGGCAGCAGCGUCGAAAUCAGCCACAGCAAACGACACGCCAUCAAAACCAAUAUCAGGAUAGAUACUUUGACAGAAGACAACAAGAGCAACCGAAUCAAUAUCAGCCAAGUUAUCGUGGUAAUGAAACCAGGCGAUAUGAACCUUAUAAUCGUAAGAAUAGUUUUAACGUUUCGUUUAAUGAAAAGCAAACAAACCGGCAGACGAGACCACGACUUCAUUGGCAACGAGAGUCAAACGAUCAUGAUUAUAGAAGUCUGGGCUACAGAAGACACAACAAUAACUACAAUGACAACAACUACAGCAGAAAUAAUAAUUUCAGACCGUAUAACAAUCGGCAAGAGCAUCGCCCUGUUCACAUACGUUUCAAUGAUGAUUAUUAACAAACGAAGUUCCCUUCUCACUUUUACUAACUAAACUAGCUCGUUUUGGGUCUUUUUAAUAGAGUACAUUUUGCAAAUGAUUUCGCCAUGAAUAAAAUCCGGUUGGGUGUAGCUCAAUUUGUUGUAAAUUAUUGUCCAUUAGUCGAUUAAUAAUAAAAACAACAACAAGUACAA
Drosophila albomicans is the source of this 1392-nucleotide messenger RNA. RefSeq names its product RNA/RNP complex-1-interacting phosphatase. The coding region runs from base 142 to 1218 and encodes 358 amino acids. Gene Ontology annotation, biological process: protein dephosphorylation. Gene Ontology annotation, molecular function: protein tyrosine/serine/threonine phosphatase activity; polynucleotide 5'-phosphatase activity. The transcript is spliced from 7 exons. The record is from RefSeq and is a predicted model, not a curated record. NCBI's taxonomy places the organism in Eukaryota, Metazoa, Arthropoda, Insecta, Diptera, Drosophilidae.